Mizuhopecten yessoensis (Yesso scallop) is the source of this 834-nucleotide messenger RNA. RefSeq lists its product as uncharacterized. Gene Ontology annotation, biological process: DNA integration; DNA recombination. The transcript has 3 exons. NCBI's taxonomy places the organism in Eukaryota, Metazoa, Mollusca, Bivalvia, Pectinida, Pectinidae. The coding region runs from base 1 to 834 and encodes 277 amino acids. Gene Ontology annotation, molecular function: DNA binding. The record is from RefSeq and is a predicted model, not a curated record.
AUGAAGUCCAUUCUUAAUGCUAAGAUGAAGAACCUUUCUAAACAAGGACUGGGGCUGGAGAGGAAGCAGGCUGUAAUCAUAACUGUUCAACAGGAGGGAAGUUAUGGUAUAUGGACUGGGGCUGGAGAGGAAACAGGCUGUAAUCAUAACUGUUCAACAGGAGGGGAAGUUAUUGUCUAUGGACUGGGGCUGGAGAGGAAACAGGCUAUUAAGCUCAUGCAGGACUCUGAUGGUCGUAAAUAUCUCCAAUACACAGGGGACAUUUCCAAGACCAACUCUGGUGGUUUGUCUCAUCGGAAAGUGACACCAAAGAUGACCCGUGGUUAUGAGAGUAGUAACAAGGGCAGGUGCAUUGUACAACUCUACAUCAAAUACAUACAGGCAAGACCAGUAACGGCUAAGACUGAUGCCUUUUAUCUGCGCCCGAAAGCUACUAUUACUGGAUCAUGCUGGUACGUAGAUGCUCCAGUUGGCGUUCACACUCUGCAGGAAACUGUUAAAAAACUAUGUGAAGAAGCUGGGUUUUCAGGACACUUUACUAAUCACUCGUUGCGGGCAACGGCAGCGACACGUUUAUAUUCUGCACGAGUUGAUGAACAACUCAUAGCGGAGAAAACAGGACAUAGGUCAAAUGCUGUGAGAUUAUACAAACGAACAAGUGAUGAACAACAACAGAAAAUGAGUGAAAUUCUACGUGGGGAACAGAAAGAAAACGGUGUUAAAAAGCAGAAAACUUCUGAGAAUGCUACAGGUGCAACAGAGACCGUUACGGGAGGAAAAGAAAUUACAUGUAAUAUCAAGGAUGGGGUAUUGAAUAUAAAUGUAAAGUUUUGA